AUGAGAAAGACGGAGUUUAUGAACAAUUUCGAAACUUCCCUUCGCCACAGAUUAGAGCACAUAAAGAACAAUCUGCAAUUUCGAAUUGAGUCCGUAGCUUAUUUCGACGACUUCGAAGAGGCUAAGUCUGCUUUGGAGCAAACGUCUCCGUACCUUUCUUUAAUUCGGGACACCUUCACCUUCAUAUGCAGAAUGAUGGAGAAGUACCGUUUCGAGGCCAUUCUGGGGGAAGGCGGCUUUGGCCGCGUUUAUAGUGCCAGAGAACGUGGUCAAGAGGGCCAACGUCGAGCCGUCAAGGAGUUCCACCUGAGUCCGGUAGCCGCCAGGGAAGCGGAAUUCAUGGGUCUCUUUGACCACCGUAACAUUGUACUGCUCAUCGAGACGUUGGUGGAGCCCCCGUACCUUUACAUGGUCUUGCCAUUGUGUGAGGAGGAUUUAAGGACCUUACUCGCCCGCGAGGGUCCGAGGAGAGGCCCCUCUUCCUUCUUCCGGGUAGUCCGCCAGAUCGCUGUGGGCCUCGCAGAAUGCCAUCGGCAGAGCGUGCUCCACCGCGAUCUGAAACCCGGCAAUGUGCUGAGACAGGGGGCUCGGUUUAUGUUAGCCGACUUUGGGGUGGCCGAUCAACUAACACCGUACAGACCACUCCUGACCGGGUUGUCUAGCACUCCAAUGUACUGGAGCCUGCAACAACUCCGCCAGGAGCCGUACAAUACCGCGGUGGACCUGUGGGCCUUAGGGCUCGUGGCCAUGGAUGUGGCCACUGGCGAAGAACGCCAGAGGGAGUUGGCCAUCCGUUGCCUGGUAGGUCGAAGGGCUAUUGAUGGACGAGCCGUCCCUCCGCCGCCCUGCCGACCAGAGAGAGUGGCCGGCCGUCUAUCUGUGCUCCGUGGUAGACUUGGAGAAAACCCCGUCGCCACAGUCCGAUGGUCCGUGGGUGACCCGCCUACCGCCAGACCUGGCAUCAAGACUCCGGACCGUUCAGAACCUCUCAGAAUGGACGAAGACUUUGGAGCGGAGGGUGCGAGCACUACUGUCAGAGGGUAA
Coccinella septempunctata (seven-spotted ladybird) is the source of this 1044-nucleotide messenger RNA. Its product is annotated as cell division control protein 2 homolog 3-like. The coding region runs from base 1 to 1044 and encodes 347 amino acids. Gene Ontology annotation, molecular function: protein serine/threonine kinase activity; ATP binding. Gene Ontology annotation, biological process: protein autophosphorylation; autophagosome organization; autophagy. Gene Ontology annotation, cellular component: autophagosome; cytoplasm. The record is from RefSeq and is a predicted model, not a curated record. The transcript is spliced from 3 exons. NCBI's taxonomy places the organism in Eukaryota, Metazoa, Arthropoda, Insecta, Coleoptera, Coccinellidae.